Molecule: messenger RNA, 12148 nt
Organism: Coregonus sp. 'balchen'
Lineage: Eukaryota; Metazoa; Chordata; Actinopteri; Salmoniformes; Salmonidae
Source: the annotation of a GenBank genome assembly
AUGAUGCCCGGUAGAUUAUGCUGGGCUACUAUUAAAAGAACACGAACGGAGAAGCCCAUCAUAUCGUUUAAAUAAUUGGAUUUUGAAAAGGCUAUGUUAUAUCAAGCAAUACCAUUCUUCCAAGUGCACCUGCAUCAUAUACAGAGUUCAACGCGAGCCAAUGAGAGGGACGUGCGUGCUUGCCACAGCACUCAAGACCGAGACGCGGCAUGAGCUCCAGCAACAAGCGCUGCAUAAAAACGUCAAAUCCUUCGAUAAAAGCGAAGCCGGCGAACGCAGAUAUCCUACAGGCAUAAUAGUUUAAUUGACAAAAUUACGACAAAAUCCAUUAUCUGUCUGUUUUCCACAGUGCUGAAAUGGGUAAUGCACAGGCUACACUGCAUGCUCUGCAGAUGUCGAGAGCACGUGCUGUCGAAACUGGAUACCAUACUAUUUGGAUAAAGAUUGCAUUCACAAAAGUAACUGAUCAUGCUAUGUUUCUUUUGCAUCUGAUAACAAGACACCUCGAGCUUUCUCCAUUUGAAUCCACACAAAAAUACCCAUAUACAGUACCAGUCAAAAGUUUGGACACACCUACUCAUUCCAGGGUUUUUCUUUAUUUGUACUAUUUUCUACAUUGUAGAAUAAUAGUGAAGACAUCAAAACUAUGAAAUAACAUAUAUGGAAUCAUGUAGUAACCAAAAAAGUGUUAAACAAAUCAAAAUAUAUUUUAUAUUUGAGAUUCUUCAAAGUAGCCACCCUUUGCCUUGAUGACAGCUUUGCAAACUCUUGGCAUUCUCUCAACCAGCAUCAUGAGGUAGUGACAUGGAAUGCAUUUCAAUUAACAGGUGUGCCUUGUUAAAAGUUAAUUUGAGGAAUUUAUUUCCUUCUUAAUGCGUUUGAGCCAAUCAGUUGUGUUGUGACAAGGUACGGGUUGGUAUACAGAAGAUAGCCCUAUUUGGUAAAAGACUAAGUCCAUAUUAUGGCAAGAACAGCUCAAAUAAGCAAAGAGAAAUUACAGUUCAUCAUUACUUUAAGACAUGAAGGUCAGUCAGUACGGAACAUUUCAAGAACUUUGAAAGUUUUUUCAAGUGCAGUCGCAAAAACCAUCAAGCGCUAUGAUGAAACUAGCUCUCAUGAGGACCGCCACAGGAAAGGAAGACCCAGAGUUACCUCUGCUGCAGAGGAUAAAUUAGAGUUAACUGCACCUCAGAUUGCAGCCCAAAUAAAUGCUUCACAGACUUCAAGUAACAGACACAUCUCAACAUCAACUGUUCAGAGGAGACGGUGUGAAUCAGGCCUUCGUGGUUGAAUUGCUGCAAAGAAACUACUACUAAAGGACACCAAUAAUAAGAAGAUACUUGCUUGGGCCAAGAAACACGAGCAAUGAACAUUAGACCGGUGGAAAUGUGUCCUUUGGUCUGGAGUCCAAAUUGGAGAUUUUUGGUUCCAACCGCCAUAUCUUUGUGAGACGCAGAGUAGGUUAACGGAUGAUCUCCGCAUGUGUAGUUCCCACCGUGAAACACGGAGGAGGAGGUGUGAUGGUGUGGGGGUGCUUUGCUGGUGACACUGUCUGUGAUUUAUUUAGCAUUCUGCAGUGAUACGCCAUCCCAUCUGGUUUGGGCUUAGUGGGACUAUCAUGUGUUUUUCAACAGGACAAUGACCCAACACACCUCCAGGCUGUGUAAGGGCUAUUUUACCAAGAAGGAGGGUGAUGGAGUGCUGCAUCAGAUGACCUGGCCUCCACAUCCCCCGACCUCAACCCAAUUGAGAUGGUUUGGGAUGAGUCGUACCGCAGAGUGAAGGAAAAGCAGCCAACAAGUGCUCAGUUUAUGUGGGAACUCUUUCAAGACUGUUGGAAAAGCAUUCCAGGUGAAGCUGGUUGAGAGAAUGCCAAGAGUGUGCAAAGCGGUCAUCAAGGCAAAGGGUGGCUAUUUGAAGAAUCUCAAAUAUAACAUAUAUUUUGAUUGUUUUAACACUUUCUUGGUUACUACAUCAUUCCAUAGUGUUAUUUCAUAGUUUUGAUGUCUUCACUAUUAUUCUAUAAUGUAGAAAAUAGUACAAAUAAAGAAAAACAAAAACAAUGGAAUGAGUAGGUGUGUCCAAGCUUUUGACUGGUACUGUAUAUAUAUUGUUGAAUUGUAAUGUUUUCCACCAAGUCCUCCAACUAGGGGAGAGGGGGGUAAGGGCAUAAUACAAUACAAACAAAUAUAUAUACACUGAGUGUACUAAACAUUGAGUUGCACCCCCUUUUGCCCUCAGAACAGCCUCAAUUGGUCAGGGGAUGGACUCUACAAGGUUUCGAAAGCAUUCCACAGGGAUGCUGGCCCAUGUUGAACUCCAAUGCUUCCCACACUUGUGUGAAGUUGGCUUGAUGUCCUUUGGGUGGUGGACCAUUGUUGAUACACACAGGAAACUGUUGAGCGUGAAAAACACAGCAGCGUUGCCGUUCUUGACACACUCAAAGGCACUUCAAUUGUAGAAAUUCAUAUACAAAUAUUGAAAGCAUUUAAUGAGAAAACUAAAAGGUGUGCAACAUGAAAAUAUUGUAUCAUUGACAUUGUGUAAUUUAUUGACAGCCUCUAUCACGAGCCGGCUUAAGCUAAUUGGCAAAAUUAUUUGGCUAACUCUUCCCACCUGCGAACACACAUGAGACACCCACAUAAAACCACACCCCGAAACCAACUCAUAUUUGAAUUCAGUCAUGGCCGCUAGCAUUUCUUAAUGAGCCAAAUCAGGAAGUGCAGUCGCCCUUUAAGGACUGUGUAUGUUUAUAAGUGUUCAUAAAGACUCCCUACCUAUUCCUCUGAGAAAAUAAAUAUUAAAAUACCCUUUAAAAUACACUUCCACUCAUAUAUGGUUUAGAAAUGCAUAUAAAAUGAUUUGGUCAAGAUUUUUUUUUGGGGGGGAGGGGGGAUACUGGAAAGGUAACAGUUGAUUUAGCGCUGCUAGUGCAUUUGAUAAUGGACAUAAAAUCAUCUCUAGGAGGUUUAAUUCCUAGACCUAAUAAAGACUACAGGUGGAAGUUGGGGUUGGGUUAUGCAUGCCAGGAUAUAAGGUUAUGUAAGUCAGGGUCACUUCUUAAUUGGAAAUCCAGCCACCAUUGGACUCAAAACUGUCUGGUUCUAGAAGUUCCGCCGUUCUCCACAGAGUAGAAGAAGAUUGCUUUUAGUUAUUGUGCCCCUAGUGCAUGGAAUGACCUGCAGGCCACUUUGAGGCUUGACUCUCUGGUCUUGAAUAGUCAGUUCGGGACUUUGAUGAGGAAUGUGGUGAAGGAGAACUGCACUUGUUUUGAUGUUUUGAUUUUUGUGUAAUUUUAUCUGUCUGUAAUUGAUAGUGUUGUAUUAAGACUGAUCAUGUUGAUUUAUUGUUCCCAGGUCACCCUUGUGAAUGAGACCCUUGUCUCAAUGGGUUUCCCCUGGUUAAAUUAAGGUAAAAACACAAAAAUGCCAAGGGGACACUUGUCAAACCUUCAUGUAUGGUACUGGCUCUUUUCUUUGAUCAGCUUGAAUUUGAUGUAUUUAUUGAGAACAAUAUAUUAAUAAUGGCACCAUAUGAGUCCCUUUUGUGACUUUCCAAAUCCAAAUCCCCUGCAGGGUUUAUUUGGGUUUAUUUUUUACACGCAUUUUCAUACCAGCACAGAAGGAAAUGGGCUUACAAAGAAACGGUGGCAAAAAAAAUGAAACCAGGCAUUUGUACCCAAUUCACAAGAUUUCCUUCAGCUCUGGGAGGAGAAACCCUUCCAGUCCAAUAUACAAUAUUGUAAUAUAUAUAAUACAAUACUAGUAAUAGAGAGGAUAUCACUCCCCAUAUUCAGUUUGUCAAUGACACGUGGGUUUUUCAUAAAUAUUUGAUUUGCAAGAUAGCAGUAGAUAUUUGUCUUGGUGUGGGAGCUAGGUGGAAACGUACAAGUAUGUUGUGAAAUAUGAAUAAACUCUCAAAACAAACGUGAGAAAAUGUGACCUUGGUGAUGUUAAAGAUUGGGUUUUCUGUUUAUAUUCUGACAGCACGUAAAGAUAAAACCCAACUCUAACUUGUAAGUGUGUCUUUGUGUCCUUUAACAAUAGAAAAUAGAGAUGUAUGAAUGGAGUGGUCUCCCUAGCUGUGCCACUAGAGAUCCUGGUUCGAAUCCAGGCUCUGUCAUAACCGGCCACGACCGGGAGACCCAUGGGGCGCACAAUUGACCCAGCGUCGUCUAGCGUAUGGUAGGGAAUGGCCGGCAGGGAUGUAGCUCAGUUGGUAGAGCAUGGCGUUUGCAACACCAGGGUUGUGGGUUCGAUUCCCACGGGGGGCCAGUAUGAAAAAAAAAUAGAAUAAUAAAAAAGAAUAGUGUAUGCACUCACUAACUGUAAGUCGCUCUGGAUAAGAGCGUCUGCUAAAUGACUAAAAUGUAAAAAUGAGUGUAUGGGACCAUAGAAUUAGAACGCAAGGAUCAUACAUAGAGUAGUAGAAUGAUGACAUCAGACCCGAGCCCAGCCCUGCCGCGCCCCCUCUACUCUCCAACCUGAAAUACUCUCCAUUGGUUUCAGAUCUUUACAGUGUCAAAUUGUUUAUCUUAGAAACACAUGUAUUCAUAUCAAGGUCAUUCAACAACACUGUUUUCACAAGGAUAUUUGCUUUGAAGUGAUUAAUGCUUGAUGCUGACUGUUUAAAGACCCACUCUUUUCCCAUUGAAAAACAAUAUUCCAAGUAUAAAUACAGUAAAGUACACACACUUAAAGGGCCAAUCAGCAGUUGAAACAAUAACAAAGCGUUUCUCCCCACCAUUGUUUCCAUACAAUGCUGAGGGAUGGGGCUGGAGAAAUAUAAUCACUUUCAAAUUCAUAGACAGCGAUAUGGAUGCAAGGACUGACCAGCCAUGAUAUCAAAAUGAUAGCUUUAACCAUGUUUUGAGGCUAUACAGUGUUUGUUUACAUUUACUUUGUUUACAAACAUUGGAAUAAAACAAGCUUAUAUUUUGUGUUCUGAUGAGGUACAACAGUUAAACUAAGCUCAUGAGGCAUUUAAAAUGGUGCCGCACAGCUUUCAGAAAACAGUUGCUUUCUAACUAGGUAUUUCAUGGCUAAUUGAGGUAAGACAGUAAUUAUGCUCAUAGAUUAUGCAUGAAUUAACUACUUAUUGACACAUCCAGCCCAAAGUGGGAGGUAAAAAAAAAUACUUACUAGUCGCCAAAGUGUCUUUAAGGAUAAGAAAAUAUGUUUUGAGCAAAAUAGUGUUUUUUAGACACAAUUGCGAAAUUCAAGGAGUUGGCAAUUCAAGAAGUUGGUCUGAUGGGUGCCCUCUGAUGACAUCAGCCCUCCCCCUUGCUUGCGGGGAAAAAAAGAGGAGCAAUAGAGGAAAAAACAGCAAAGGCCCAACCCCCCCCGCAUGUCAUGAGGAUACCUGGACCACCUAUUGAGAUUUGUUAAGUAAAUCAGAUGAUAAAUGAGGUGCUAGGGAAGCUGGAGUGGGUCUUUAACAUUGUAUUACAGUCAUAAAACAAACAGAUUGUGUAAUUGGAUUCUAUUUUAUGUACUGAGUAUACUACUGACCAUGUGGCUUCCUUAUGUUUCUCAUGUUGUUUCAGAUUGGUGCUACCAGUCCCAGCAUACCUGUGCCACCCCUUGUAAUGGUGAAUGAUGAACAAGAAAUCUCUCUUUCCAUACAACACACUGCACUGACUUGGAUCCUCUCUUAUCUUUGUGUCACCAUCACAAGUUCAAGUUGUUAAAGGAGUGACAGUUACAGCCACAAAUCCACUUCCUCUACACCCACCUAACCAUUCAUAUCUGUCCCUCCGUCCCUCGCCUCCCACUUAAACACUUACCCACUCAAAACAGUUUUACUCAGACAAACAUCAACUUGAACAUUCCUAGUCUGUGGCUUGCUGUCAUAGCUUGAUGAUGUACAGUAUUUUCUCUCCUCACCGUUCUACAGGACCAGAGAAGUGGGACCAUGCCAACAAAGACUGUGAAGGCAGAGCCCAAUCCCCCAUCAACAUCGUCCACAGGAAGACCCUACCAGAUGAGCGCCUUACGCCCUUCCAGUUCAGAAAAUACCAGGAUUCCUUCAGUGGCCUGAUCAAAAACAAUGGACACUCUGGUAUGUUUAAUUUAGGCCAGUCUAUAGAAAAGUUUGUGGUCAUACGCACAUCCUUAAAAGCAUAGGUGCUGGGUUAAUAAAGAAUACUAGUAAAGAGCAAGAAGGCCCUUCACACUGUUAAAGCUCCCAAUUCACUGCUUUAUUGACAACGUAAUUUAGGCCAGUACCACGAGAAAGUCUUUCCUCAUGCCUAUUGUACCUGGACUCAACAAUGCUUUUUUUAUAUGUCUCUGUGUGCAAGGGAGUUGAAGGUAGUUUCUGCUAGCAUGCUAGGUGCUCCUGUAAACUUCCAGUCAUUGUGCUAACGCUAGUUAGCAAUGGCUCCAGAAACUACCUUCAACUUCCUUCAAACUGCACACAGACACAUACAAAUGGUAUCCAUGAGUUCAUCUGACUCUGGAUAAGUAGAAAAAAGUGCUUAAUUGACAAAACCUCAAACUAUCCCUUUAAAUGGUGUCAAAAAUGUGAACAUUUAGAAAUAUGCUUUUUAACUAGAACAUUUUUAUUUCAAAGACAAAACAUGCUGUCAUUGACCCCAACCUCCCUCCAAAAGCAUGCAGUUUUCAAUCAAUAUCUAGGAAGUCUUCUAGUCCUUUGUUGUCUGAUUUCCCCCUUAAGUUCAGGUGAACGUGCCUCACCAACCCUAUGUGAUUGGUGGAGACCUGGAGUUACCCUAUAAGGUAGUGCAGUUCCACCUGCACUGGGGCAAGAACGGAGGACCAGGGUCGGAACACACUAUUGACGGAGAGCAGUACCCAAUGGAGGUAAUGUCAUGUACAGUGCAUUGACUUUUUUCACAUUUUGUUACGUUACAGCUUUUCUAAAAUUGAUUAAAUCGUUUUUUCCCCUCAUCAUCAAUCUACACACAAUACCCCAUAAUGAUAAAGCAAAAACAGGUUUUCAAAUUUAAAACAACAUUUAUAUAAUUUACAUAAGUAUUCAGACCCUUUACUCAGUACUUUGUUGAAGCACCUUAGGCAACGAUUACAGCAUCGAGUUUUCUUGGGUAUGACGCUACAAGCUUGGCACACCUGUAUUUGGGGAGUUUCUCCCAUUCUUCUAUGCAGAUCCUCUCAAGAUCUGUCAGGUUGGAUGGAGAGCACUGAUGCACAACUAUUUUCAGGUCUCUCCAGAGAUGUUCGAUCGGGUUCAAGUCCGGGCUCUGGCUGGGCCACUCAAGGACAUUCAGAAACUUGUCUCGAAGCUACUCCUGCGUUCUCUUGGCUGUGUGCUUAGGGUCUUUGUCCUGUUGGAAGGGGAACCUUCACCCCAGUCUGAGGUCCUAAGCACUCUGGAGCAGGUUUUCAUCAAGGAUCUCUCUGUACUUUGCUCCAGGACUCCAUUCAUCUUUCCCUCGAUCCUGACUAUUCUCCCAGUCCCUGCAGCUGAAAAACAUGCCCACAGCAUGAUGUUGCCACCACAAUUUUUCACCGUAGGGAUGGUGCCAGGCUUCCUCCAGACGUGACACUUGUCAUUCAGGCCAAAUAAUUCAAUCUUGAUUUCAUCAGACCAGAGAAUCUUGUUUCUCAUGGUCUGAGAGUCCUUUAGGUUCCUUUUGGCAAACUCCAAGCGGGCUGUCAUGUGCCUUUUACUGAGGAGUGGCUUCUGUCUGGCCACUCUACCAUAAAGGCCUGAUUGGUGGAGUGCUGCAGAGAUGGUUGUCCUUCUGGAAGGUUCUCCCAUCUCCACAGAGGAACUCUGGAGCUCUGUCAGAGUGACCAUCGGGUCCUUGGUCACCUCUCUGAACAAGGCCCUUCUCCCCCGAUUGUUCAGUUUGGCUGGGCGGCCAGCUCUAGGAAGAGUCUUGGUGGUUCCAAACUUCUUCCAUUUAAGAAUGAUGGAGGCCACUGUGUUCUUGGGGACCUUCAAUACUUCAGACAUGUUUUUGUACCCUUCCCCAGAUCUGUGCCUUGACACAAUCCUGUCUCUGAGCUCUACGGACAAUUCCUUCGACCUCAUGGCUUGGUUUUUGCUCUGACAUGCACUGUCAACUGUGGGACCUUAUAUAGACCGGUGUGUGCCUUUCCAAAUCAUGUCCAAUCAAUUGAAUUUACCACAGGUGGACUCCAAUCAAGUUGUAGAAACAACUCAAGGAUGAUCAAUGGAAACAGGAUGCACCUGAGCUCAAUUUCGAGUCUCAUAUGUAAAUAAGGUAUUUCUGUUUUUUAUUUGUAAUACAUUACAAAAAAUUGUACAAAUCUUUUUUUGAUUUGUCGUUAUGGAGUAUUGUGUGUAGAGUGAUGAGGAAUUUAUUUGUAUUUUAUCCAUUUUAGAAUAAGGCUGUAAUGUAACAAAAUGUGGAAAAAGUCAAGGGGUCUGAAUACUUUCCGAAUGCACCGUAGGAUGGCCACACGCACGCAAGCAUACACACACACACACACACACACACACACACACACACACACACACACACACACACACACACACACACACACACACACACACACACAUACAUACACACACACACACACACACACACACACACUGGUCAUAACAGCAGAACAACAUAAUCACUGGUCAUUACAGGCAUUUAAUUUUGUAAACAAGUUUUGAUUUAAAUGUUCUCAAGGUCAAUUAGACACAAUCAAAGAGUGAAAAUGUUUCUGCCAUUUCCGUCAUUGAUAACCAGUCCAAAACCAGAACCUGAGUGUUUAAAUUCUACUAUUGGGAAUGACUAAUGACAUUAUCUGUAACACAUUUCUAUUGAUACUAUGUUCUACAGCUGCAUAUUGUUCACAUGAAUCGGGAAUACUCAAAAUUGGAAGAUGCCCUGAAAGACCCAAUAGGAGUUGCAGUCCUUGGAUUUUUCUAUGAGGUUAACAUUUCAAUAUGUUUUUAAUAAUAUUUGCUAAACUCUUUGCCAUACCCAGUCAGUCUUUGAUGAUGACUAGACAUAUCCAUGGCAAGACUUGUAAUAAGAUGUGGAGGAUAAUGAUAUUAUAUUAUAUUACGCAUGCAUUAUAGGACCCUGCAAUAACCCUAAUGGAUAUCUACUGUAUUUGUCUUGUAUGUGAUUUAGAAUAUUAUGUAGAUAUAUGUAUGUUUAUAUAUUGAGAUGUAUGUAGAUAUAUACAGUGCCUUCGGAAUGUAUUCAGACCUCUUGACUUUUUCCACAUUAUGUUACAUUACAGCCUUAUUCUAAAAUCGAUUAAAUUAUUUUUUUCCCACUUUUUUCCAUUUUUGCAUUUUUACAUUUUAGUCAUUUAGCAGACGCUCUUAUCCAGAGCGACUUACAGUUAGUGAGUGCAUACAUUUUUUUGGCCAAACUGAACAAUCGGGGUAGAAGGGCCUUGUUCAGGGAGGUGACCAAGGAGUUCCAGAGUUCCUCUGUUGAGAUGGGAGAACCUUCCAGAAGGACAACCAUCUCUGCAGCACUACACCAAUCAGGCCUUUAUUGUAGAGUGGCCAGACGGAAGACACUCCUCAGUAAAAGGCACAUGACAGCCCGCUUGGAGUUUGGCAAAAUGCACCUAAAGACUCUCAGACCAUGAGAAACAAGAUUCUCUGGUCUGAUGAAACCAAGAUUGAACUCCUUGGCCUGAAUGCCAAGCGUCACGUCUGGAGGAAACCUGGCACCACCCCUAUGGUGAAGCAUGUUGGUGGCAGCAUCAUGCUGUGGGGAUGUUUUUCAGCGGCAGGGACAGGGAGAUUAGUCAGGAUUGAGCCAAAGAUGAAUGGAGCAAAGUACAGAGAGAUCCUUGAUGGAAACCUGCUCCAGAGCGCUCAGGGCCUCAGACUGGGGCGAAGGUUCCCCUUCCAACAGGACAACGACCCUAAGCACACAGCCAAGACAACGCAGGAGUGGCUUCGGGACAAGACUCUGAAUGUCCUUGAGUGUUCCAGCCAGAGCCCGGACUUGAACCCGAUCGAACAUCUCUGGAGAGAGCUGAAAAUAGUUGUGCAUCAGUGCUCUCCAUCCAACCUGACAGAGCUUGAGAGGAUCUGCAUAGAAGAAUGGGAGAAACUCCCCAAAUACAGGUGUGCCAAGCUUGUAGUGUCAUACCCAAGAAAACUUGAUGCUGUAAUCGUUGCCUAAGGUGCUUCAACAAAGUACUGAGUAAAGGGUCUGAAUACUUUAAUAAAUUAGAAAAAAAAUCGAACAAACUGUUUUUGCUUUGUCAUUAUCGGGUAUUGUGUGUAGAUUGAUGAAAAAAACAACAACAAUUUAAUCUAAUUUGGAAUAAAGCUGUAAAGUAACAAAAUGUGGAAAAGUAAAGGGGUCUGAAUACUUUCCGAAGGCACUGUAUGUACGUUUCAUGAUUCUUAUUUCGUAACGUUUUCAGGAAUCCCUCAGUGCCAACAGAAAAUAUGAUCCUGUUGUAAGAGCCCUGCAGCGCAUCACGACGACUGGUGAAUAAAUGUCAUAGCUAAUGCUUCCUCUAGCAACCGUAUGUGUUAUUCAGAUCCAUCUUGCUAACAAUAUGAUAUGUAUCAUAAAUUUGAUUUUCAAAAGUGCAUACAAAGCUACACUCACAGCUGAGACACUGAAAUUAGUAUCUGCUAAGAUUGAUGUAUCUUUGUGCAUGUAAUAAUUCUGUGUAUAUUAGUUCCUGUGUAGCAGAUACUGUUCAUCAUUACAUACAGUCGUUUUAUUUUAUUGAUAUGCAACGAUCAACAAGAAAGGCUGAGGUGAUUUGAUGUCUUCCCUAAUUUCUUCAACGCUUUCCUCUGUGUCUUGUCCUAUCAGCCUCCAAAUGCCAACAUUUUGAUGAAUACAUGCUACGAUGAAUGUAACUUUGUACAGUAUGUAACAUGUGUAUUGCAGAAACAAUUUGUCUCAAUUUGUUUCAAUGCUCUGUUUCUCCCAUGUUCGGUUUGUCUGCAGGUACCAGCGCCAAUGUUUUGCUAAGAUUAAUAUAACUUCUGUGUAGCAGAUACAAUUUGUUUCAAUGCUCAAUGUUUCUCAUUGUGCGCUGUGUUGUUUCAGGUGCCAAUACAACUUUGGCCUCAGUUUCUCUGGAACAGCUGAUUCCUCCCCAGCAGAACCUGACCAACUACUACCGCUACAAGGGCUCCCUCACCACCCCCGGCUGCACUGAGUCUGUGAUCUGGACUGUGUUCGAGAAGCCCAUCCCUCUCAGCAGAGACCAGGUAGAGCAGCCCGUUAACCCAACAUCUUGCUGGACAGUGGAGUAAAGUAACUAAGUAAAAAUACUUUGAAGUACAACUUAAGUUUUUUUUGGGUAUCUGUACUUUACUUGAGUGUUUAUAUUUUUGACAACUUUUACUCCACUACAUUCCUAAAGAAAAUGUGUACUUUUUACUCCCAUACAUUUUCCCUGGCACCCAAAAGUACUCGUUCCAUUUCGAAUGCUCAGGCAGGACAGCAAUAGGGUUCAGUUCAUGCACUUAUCAAUAUAACACAUUGUCAUCCCUACUGCCUCUGAUCUGGUGGACUCACUAAACACAAAUACUGUGUUUGUAAUUUAUGUUUGAGUGUGCCCCUGGCUAUCUGCAAAUAAAUAAAAACAAGACAAUUGUGCUGUCUGGUUUGAUUAAUAUAAGGCAUUUGACUUUUUCCACCACUGUACUUAACUACAUUUAAAACCAGAUACUUUUAGACUUUUACUCAAGUAAUAUUUUAUUGGGUGACGUUCACUUUUACUUGAGUCAUUUUCUAUUAAAGUAUCUUUACUUUUACUCAAGUAUGACAAAUGAAUACUUUUUCCACCAGUGUUAGUACAUUCUGAAACACUCCGGAAGCAGAGAGGUUAUGUGGUAGAGAGCCGAGGCAUUCUGUCUGUCUACUAAUACUUCUGUGAAGAGAGUCUGUCAGUCUGGCUUUGAGUAGUUGAACAAAACGCACCAGUAGAUACACUGUGUUCAUUUUAUAUGAUACUUAUUGUUACUUUUAGUACCAACUGCGUCUCAGUGACCUUUGUGUCUGUGUGUUCGUUCCAUCUUCCAGCUGCGGGUGUUCUCAGACCUCCAGUUUAAGGAUGGCAAGCCUAUGGUGGGUACAUUCCGGCCGGUGCAGCCUCUGAAUGGCCGCGUGGUGUACCGGUCGGGAGACGCCAUGGUGCUGGCUAGCACCGUAAUCCUCAUGGCCUCCGUCACCAUGGCGAUGGGACUGUCACAGCCCAACUAG